ACAAGGAACCGCUGGAUCCAAUGCAGACGGUGAGUGCUGAUCAAAAGGUGGAAGAGCCGACUCCAGAAGGCCUCAAGAGAAGCCACCUAAACAUUGGUGUUCUUGAGGAGUUUGCCAAAAAUAUGUCCGAGAACAUAAUCCAGUCGUUUAAAAGCCAAAUGGAGACGAUGGAACCUGGGGUGGACUGCCGGGCGUCUAGAUUUAAUCAGAACCAGGAGAUGUUAGCCGAAGAGUUAGCUUCAAUAGUCGUUGAGGUCGCUUUGAGGGAAGUGUGUGGAGGUCAUAACAUAGGGGAUCAUCUGGAGGGUUCUCAGAGGUCAGCUGGGGUUAAGAUGGAUGGCGGAGCGGCUAAAAAUUGGCAAUUUAUGGACGAAUCGGACAGCGAAAGAUCCACAGAGAUGAAUCCUCGCAAAGAAAUCCAGACCUCCAAAGACCACCAUCACUGUCACCAAUCUUUCUCCCAGCCAGGGCUCCCCGUCGCCGGAUCCCUCGACUACCCCGACGCCCCUCCGACCACGCCGCUCCUACCUGAGCUCGAGAGGAGCCGACACAGUUUUGCCAGGAAGCUGAAAGGAGGCCUGGCGAAGGUUUACCCGCCUUCGACCCCUCCGCCGACCCCGAAGGACGACUCGGACGGGUCCGCCGGCGACCCCCAGGUGGAGUUGAUGGAGCAUCUGAUGCACUCGCUCUCCACGGGUGAUUUGGAAAGGGACUAUUUUGGGGUAGGAUCUCGCUGUGGAGCCAAGAUGGAGGUCUUUGCGGAGGCUCUUUCAUGCGAUAUCAUUGACUGGGUCUUGAGGGAUAAAAACAGAGAUGAAGAUGGCGAUCUUCAUCUACUGGCCCACCAACUGGCUGAAACCAUCCUCACCUCCUCUAUUGACGAAGCUAAAAUGCUCGUCUAGUAUCUUCAUGUGAUUAAUUGGAUCAUAUUUGGGAUGACUGGCAAGAAAAGUCUUGAUAUCACCCCAAACAUUUCUUCCAGUCGGCCUGGCAUUUGCAUUGAAAUGUGGUUUACUGCAAUAAUAUUGUUACAUUGGCUGAUUUUUUAAAUAUUCAACUUCUCAAUAACGUUUGGUUCAAGCUCAUCCAGUUGGGGCUUUGAUUGUGAAAUAUUACUUUUUAUUGUGAAAACUGACCAGAGGUCCAACAAAAAAGGAAAGUUUAGCACUUUUAAUGACGUGUUUAUUGUAGAAGCUGUAUAUCUUAGAUGCUGGAUAAGCAAUCAGAGGUUAUGGUUUUAGUCAAAGAUGGAUUAAAUGUACCCUGGCAAUUUUGACUGGGAUCCAACCGCAAUAACCGUAAAUGUCCUGUAGAUGGUAUUACAGGAACAGAGGUUGACCUGAGUAAUUACCUUUGGGUUAAAAAAAAAAGCUAUUUUGCUAUAUAUAUAUACAUGGUUGAUGCUUUAUUUAUCUAUGUGGAUUGUAGAUAACUUGUGUUGUUUGUCUUGAUUUUGCUUUAUUAAUGGAAUCAAAUAUUGUCAAUUCAGAGAAUAAAGACUUUAUUUUUGUAUAUUUAGUGCACUGGAUUUAAAUGUUUCACAACUUUUAUGAACACAACUCUGACAGAGGAGGAAAUGGCACAGUAGAUGUUUGAGAAUUUGAAUACGACCACAAGUAAAUUAAUCCCUACACCGCUUUAUAAUCGAUUGCGAUGCUUGGAAGUUAUUCUGAUAUUUCCCCUUUGUAAUCAUUCUCGAAAUCUUUACAGAUCCAGUGAUUCAUUCCUCCCCUGGACUGAGCUGAAUGGUGGCAUUUGAGACAAAGUCUGGCUCUAAAGAAACACAUUUUCAUACUCACUUACUUAUUGAGUUCAGAUCCAGGAAAAGAGGCAGCCAUUGUGCACGUAACCACAAAAGUGAUGUGAUCCUGCAGGAGAAUAAAGAAAAAACUUGUUUUUCUUUCCUUACUUUCCUUCUUCUAUUAAUAGAUAAGUUUGCCGCUGACAUAACAGUCAGUAAAUGCCAAAUUCAAUAA
This is a messenger RNA of Anoplopoma fimbria (sablefish), 1976 nucleotides long. RefSeq lists its product as uncharacterized. The transcript has 2 exons. Lineage: Eukaryota; Metazoa; Chordata; Actinopteri; Perciformes; Anoplopomatidae. Bases 21 to 902 code for a protein of 293 amino acids. The record is from RefSeq and is a predicted model, not a curated record.